This is a messenger RNA of Myxocyprinus asiaticus (Chinese sucker), 5187 nucleotides long. Its product is annotated as zinc finger FYVE domain-containing protein 1-like. Bases 265 to 2292 code for a protein of 675 amino acids. The record is from RefSeq and is a predicted model, not a curated record. The transcript has 11 exons. Lineage: Eukaryota; Metazoa; Chordata; Actinopteri; Cypriniformes; Catostomidae. Gene Ontology annotation, molecular function: metal ion binding.
AAAUUUUGUAAUGUUAUGAUUCACCUUGGAGCUGGUUGGUUUGGUUCAUGGCUUAGAAGUCUUCUGUGAAGGAUUUUAUGAAAAGCCAAUGGAAAAAAUGAAUUGGAAAAAUACUUGCGGAACCCAGACUGCUGAUAGAGCAGCAACAGCCCCCUCUUGUGUUCAUUCAGAAAAUCAACUCGUUCCAGCAGCAGCAGUACACAUGGGACAAAAAGUAAUCCAACCAGCUAUCCAGAUAGUUGUGAUGGUUUUAAAUCUUUCACAAUGUCUGAAAUGCAGCUGAAAAAGAUGGAGGACAUUUCUCGCGGGCCGAUUAAAACGGACGAGGAGAAGGAAAACGGACGAAGUCUUCUGCUGGUGGACGAAAACGAAAACUUGCAGGUAAAGAACGAGGCCCAUUUUUUGCAAAAGUUAGGAUGCAGCGCUGCGCAAGGAGUCAAAGUGCUUUCAAUUUUCGGCAAUACGGGUGAUGGCAAAUCCCACACUCUCAACCACGUGCUGUUUGAUGGCGAGGAGGUCUUUGCCACAUCUCCUUCUCCAACGUCCUGCACAGUGGGCGUAUGGGCUGCUUACGACCCGCACCUGAAGCUGAUAGUGCUGGAUACGGAAGGUCUGCUCGGUGCUGCCAGUCAGCAGAACCGCCGCAUGCGUCUGCUGCUGAAAGUUCUGGCCAUAUCAGACGUGGCUGUGUACCACACGCGGGCAGAGAGGCUGCACAACAACAUGUUUCAGUUCCUUGGCAGUGCGUCAGCUGCUUACCUGAAGCACUUCACCCCUGAGCUACGGGCUCUCUCCAGCCGAUGUGGUCUGGACGUGCCUCUCUCCUGCCUUGGACCUGCUGUUAUAGUUUUCCAGGAGACCUUGCGUACUCAGCUGCUGGGCGAAGAUGGCGCUGUCCCGGGGCAUGCAGACACCAUGCUGCAGAAGCGUUUUCAUGACUUGGGUCAGAGCACAGAUGCCUUCAACUCAGUUCAUUAUGUAGGCACCCAAACCAUCACUCCCCCCACAAACUUCUCCCAGCUACUGCAGAUAGUCAGUCAGCAAGUGAACAACACAGCCACACGAGCCCCACGCCAGCCUGCUAUUGUGUUCAGUGCAUUGCAGGCCUUGAGCAACAGGUUCUGUGGAGAGAUCUCAGAUGACAAAAUCAGCAUAUGCUCCUUCUUUCCUGAUGAAUAUUUCACUUGCCCCUCAGUCUGUCUCAGCUGCAAUGUUCGAUGUAAGAACGGCAUGAACCACCAGAAAGAUGGGGCCCCUCACAUGGCUGAUGGACUAUGCCAGUAUGCCCACCAUUACAACAAUAAAGUUCUCAUCUGCAAGAGGUGUUAUGAGAGUGGAAGGGAAGUGAUUGUCGUUCCCAAAACAUCUGCCUCUGCAGAUAAUUCAUGGCUUGGACUGGCAAAGUUUGCAUGGUCCGGCUAUGUUUUAGAGUGUGCCAGCUGUGGCAUUAUCUACCGGAGUAGACAGUACUGGAUGGGGAACCAGGAUCCAGAGAGCAGUGUGGUACGGCCUGAGGUCAAGCACGUCUGGCAGGGGACUGAUAUCUUCCAGACAGACCAUCAGAAUGCAGCUCAGCGGGUUUUGGAUGGAAUGACUUAUAUAAUUCAGUCAGUGACGGAAUACAGCUCAGGCCCUACCAAAGCUGUCACUGCCUGGCUCACAGACCAGGUGGCGCCACCCUACUGGAAACCCAACACUGAAAUCCUUGAAUGUCAAGGCUGUAAGCGAGCGUUUGAGGAAACAGAAAGGAAACACCACUGUCGGGCAUGUGGAGAGGGUUUCUGUCAGGCCUGCUCCAUCCACAGCAUGCCCGUACCUGAGAGGGGCUGGGGUGGCACCCCUGUACGAGUGUGUGAUGCCUGUUACCGGCAAGGAGGAGCACUACACACUGGACAGGUGGUCCCAAUGUGGAAUGUUGGCUGGUUUGCUGAGCUGAGACAAUACAUUCUCUCCCCUGCAGUUGCCCAGACGGAACCUCGAACACUAGUCGCCCGGAGAGUGACAGAAGUAGCUCAGUCCACUCUUGAUAUGGUCUCCACCGCAGUGGACUACCCCCUUUGUUUUAUGAAGGGAGUUGUGAGACCAGAAUAUUGGGUUCCGGAUCAUGAGAUCACCCAGUGCUACUGUUGUAAUAAGCCCUUCACCCCCAGCAUGUCCAAGCAUCACUGCCGGGCUUGUGGGCAGGGAGUCUGCGGGAACUGCUCAACUAAGACCAGGCCCGUGCCCUCCCGUGGCUGGGACCAUCCAGUGCGAGUGUGUGACAGCUGUGCCAACCGGAGGGAUUCCCUUUGACUCUUUUGCAUGCUGGAGACCUUGAUGUGCCUCUGCAGCACCACUCUAAUCACGUGCUGCACGAUUAGCCCUUUAUUUACAUUUCUGUCCUUAUAUAAAUAGUAUUGCCUGUUUCAGAACAAGUUUGUAGAUAGUCUCCAAGCCUUAAAGGGAUAGUUCACCCAAAAAUGAAAAUUCUCUCGUCAUUUACUUACCCUCAUGCCAUCCCAGAUGUGUAUGACAUUCUUCUGCAGAACACAAAGAAAGAUUUUUAGAAGAAUAUCUAGAAGUAUAAUCUUUAAUAAGAAUAUAUAGGAGAAGCUCCAAAAAGCAAACUGUAUGACUGCAGUGGUUUAAUCCAUGUCUUCUGAAGCGAUCCAAUCGAUUUUAGGUGAGAACAAACGAAAAGUAACUAUUUUUUUUAACUUUGCAUCUUGCCAUUGCAGUCUCUAGAUACGAUCAUGAUUUCAAUCUUGAUUACGCUUCCUAGUGCUUGACGCAGAGCGCUAGAUGGCACUAAUAAGUGUAAUCGAGCUUGACAUCAUGAUUGCCAAGGAGACUGCUGAUGAUAUUUAUAGUGAAAAUUUAGCUAAAUUUUGGUCUGUUCUCACCUAAAACGACUGGAUCGCUUCAGAAGACCUGGAUUAAACAACUGGAGUCAUUUGGAUUGCUUUUAUGUGCUUUUUGGAGCUCUAAAGUUUUGGACCCCGCUCACUGUAUGCAUUGCAUUGAAUGAACCUACAGAGCUGAAUUAUUCUUCUAAAAAUCUUUGUUUGUGUUCAACGAAGAUAGAAAGUCAUACUCAUCUGGGAUGGCAUGAGGGUGAGUAAAUGAUGAGAGAAUUUUCAUUUUUGGGUGAACUAUUCCUUUAAACAGUGUAAUUGGAGGCUAGUGGGAAGAUGAAACCUAAUGCAGUUGUACAGAUAAACACUCAGGCUCUUCAAAGCAUUAAGCUGAGUCUCACGAAGAAAUGUCAUAUUUUAUCAUUGAAAUAUAUCAAUAUAAUUGCUUCAAGAAAAUUAAGCCUAUUUUAUGAUUUCAUUACAAUUAAGCAAAUUUUCCAAACAAAUUUGCAUUACUUUAAUGCAAAAACAAUGUAAUUCUCAUUGCUGUAACGUAGUACUGAAAAUUAUUCUGUCUGGACAGGAUACAUAUACUUUAUACUAAUUCUACCAUGUUACAUACUCAUAGUUGCACUUUACAAUUUAAAUAAUAGAUCCUUUUUUCCCAUUACAGUAAUGAGAAUUAGAUUUUUUUGUAUUCCAUUAGGCUAAUGAGGACUGGGGAUGGGAAUGUGCUUGAUUUCAUAAAUGCGUCAAAAUGCAAAAAAUCUUGUUUUUUCCUUAAAGGAAUAUCCUGGGUUCAAUACAAGUUAAGCUCAAUCGACAGCAUUUGUGACAUAAAGCUGAUUACCACAAAAAAUUAAUUUUGACUCGUCCCUCCUUCAAAAAUAUCAAAAAUCUUUGUUCCAGUUAGGCACAAUGGGAGUGAAUGGGGCCAAUCUGUAAUUGUUAAAAUACUCACUGUUUCAGAAGUAUAGCCACAAGACGUAAACAAUAUUGGGGUUAACAUAAUUUUAGUGUGAUAAAAUCGCUGGUCCAAUUCACUUCCAUUGUAAGUGCCUCACUGUAACCUUGAUUUUUGCUUGGUCAGAAUCAAGUUAAAAUUAUUUUUUGUGGUAAUGCCGUCGAUCGAGCUUAACUUUAAACCUGGAAUUUUCUUUAAAGAUAGGCCUUAUUUCUGUAUGAAAAAUAAUUUACAUAUACAGUAUAUUUAAAAUUUUGUGGUGAAAUGUGGCCCAGACAUUGCUAGACAGUUUUUGCAAACUGUAUUGUAGAAUCGCAAAUUCAGAAUGAAAUUAAGAAUUGUGUUUUGACUAUUCUAGUAGCUAUUGACUAGUGCUGGCACUUCAGAAACAAAUCUCUUCAUAAAAGUGCAUUGCUGUAUGUGAUAAUUUGACAUGAUUUAUCCACUGAUAACUCCUUAUCACACUAUUAAGUCAGAAAGUAAGAGCAGUGAAUAAAAGUAUAGAUAACACAUAGUGACUUAUCAUAAGAGCUACUAGAGAUGUGAAAUUUCUCCUAUCUAAUAAUAAAGCUUUUGAAUAUGAGAGAACUUACUUUUAGUUGGUACUGUUUUAGACUUGAUUUCAGGAAAGGAAAAUCAAAUGUAGAGCAGCAGAAAUAGUCAGGUCUGUUGCAAUGAUUCAUACAUAAGGAAGCCUAGAAUUUACAUUCCAGUUAAUGUACUUUAUCGUGUGAUUAAUCCUGUGAGCUAAUAUAUCACAUUGCAUUUUAUCUCAGUUUUACUAUAGUGCUUUUUCUGAAAUUACGACUGCACUUUAUCUCAUCUUUAUUGAUAGGCUUAAUGUUAUUUAGUUUAAAGCCAUAAAAUCUCAUACAAAAAGAUGCAAACUGUACAAUAAGUGCAGCUGUAUAUAAAGUGUAUGAAAAUUGAAUUAUUAAACAGCAUUUAGGGUGCCGAAAGGAUCUCAACUUCACAUAUUGUGGUGUAAACUUGAGAAAUUGUGACGCAUGAUUUCACUAUAUGUGUAUGAUAUUCAAUGCUGAAUUAACACCGUAAACUAAAUGUUGAGUGAUACAACAGGAUUGUACUGUUGAUAUGUACAGCCACCUCUUGUUCAAUGCUCAUAAAAUGGCUUGCAUAAGGCACUUUAUUCAUAUUUGGAUUAAGAGAAUCACUAGGAAUUUCUUAACUACAAGGUUUAUUUUCACAAUUCUGCUUCUAUACUUUGUAACAUUUUUCAUUAAUUUAAAUGUUUUCAUUUUUUUUUUAAUCUAUAAUAGAAUAUUUCAUUGUUCUAGUAAAAUUAUCUGCAUUUGACAAUCCUAUAAUUUUAUUUUGAUUGGCCAGAACUAUUUCUGAGGCUUUUCAGAACAUUAAAGCUAUUUAAGA